Diaporthe citri is the source of this 2451-nucleotide messenger RNA. RefSeq lists its product as uncharacterized. Bases 1 to 2451 code for a protein of 816 amino acids. NCBI's taxonomy places the organism in Eukaryota, Fungi, Ascomycota, Sordariomycetes, Diaporthales, Diaporthaceae. Gene Ontology annotation, molecular function: RNA polymerase II cis-regulatory region sequence-specific DNA binding; zinc ion binding; DNA-binding transcription factor activity, RNA polymerase II-specific. Gene Ontology annotation, biological process: positive regulation of transcription from RNA polymerase II promoter by galactose; DNA-templated transcription. Gene Ontology annotation, cellular component: nucleus. The transcript has 4 exons. The record is from RefSeq and is a predicted model, not a curated record.
AUGCCGUACAUCGUACGAGACGCCUACCGAGAGCCCACUCAAGCCCGGCUCCGCUUCGGCCUGUUCGCGUGUGGGUCCUCUGCGCCGGCAAGCCUCCGCGAUCUCCGUUCCGCCGCGUGCAGCGACGCGUCGCCGACUCCAGCCAUGCCACGACCGAAGGUCAAGCCGCAGGACAGACAGCGCUCAGCCAGAGCGUGUGAUGCCUGCAAGGCCUCCAAGAAGAGAUGUGACGCCAAUGUGCCCUGCCGACUGUGUCUCAAGAAAGGGACCCAGGACACGUGCACGUACACGCCGACGGCCAGGGACAGGAGCAGUCGGCACUCUGAAUCGAAGUCGUCCCGUGCAAACUCCAUUGCUGUUGCCACCGAUGUCUCUCAGGCGGAUUUCAGAUCAGUAAUCACCACACCAUCUCAGCGGCCGAGAGCUCAGUUUGGCGACCAGCCUCUUCCGUCAGAGGACGCGGAAGUCGACGAUGUAGUAGACGAAGAUGCAGACAGUGAAACCGACUACCUUCCGGACUCCAGAAAUUCUGUUGAAAGAACAAGCCAGCAGCGGCCUUUGAUGCUGAAUAGUUCGAGUGGUGAUAAAGUCUUCGUCGGUAACACAGCGGCACUCUCAUUCUUACGGUUUUUACAAAAGACACUGAAACAUUAUGUUGGACCGUCCGGUUUCACCGACCGCCAACACAGUCAUAACUGGUUUGAGAUGACUGGAUCGGAUGUCGAUGGUGGAACUUUCUACGAUGGCUUGGGUGAAACCGAAAAGAAUGAUCUCGUUCACUGCUUUCUGGAUGCCUCGAGCGGGUUCCUGGACCUGUACACUCAAGACGAGCUUACCGAGCUUAUUAGCCUGGCCACAGAGGACCAAAACGCCAACAAAUCACCAGCUUCACGACCAAUAGACAGGGCAGCCCUUGCUUCGCUGUACCUCAUGCUCGCAAUCGGGUGCCAGGUCAGAGGGGGCUCGAGGGACGACCUCGUGCUUGCUUCCAAAUAUUUCAAUCAGGGCAGACUGAUUGCCUUCGAGAAAAUGCUGGAAGAUCCGACUAUAAACCUGGCCAGGGCAUUUAUCCUGCUCGCAUUCUAUAUGUUCGGGGCCUGCCGUCGAAACUCGGCAUUCAUGUACCUGGGCGUUGCCGCGAAGUCUGCCGACAUCCUUGGGCUUCACGCCGCGGCCAAACACAAGCACACUUCAAAAGCUGAACAAGAUUCCAGACUCAGGGUGGCCAAGAGUAUCAGAGUUUUCGACAUCAUAUGCUCUUCAAUCUUAGGAAGACGAGGUAGUGCUUCAUCCCUGAGGUCUGUAGAUGUCACUUCUGGUGAUAUCGAUCAGGAAGGCAACAUCAGUUGUCACCGGGCCCUGGCUCUCAGAGCCACUUACGAAUCGUGUUCAAUUCUUGAGACCGUGGUUGGCAAAUUUGCCGAUGACGGAGUUCUGGAGUCCUCCUCAGCCGAGCACUUCCUCCAGCUUUUACAAGAGUGGAGCCAGGUACUACCAGUAUCCCUUCGCCAGCGGCCGCAGAAAGGGGACAAAUCUUUACAUGAUGCUCCAGGUUACCGAGAGAAGAUGAUUGCGAACGUCCAUGUGGCAGGGACGUACUACUUUGGUAUCAUACUCGUCACAAGGCAAUUCCUUAUCCAGCAUGUCAUGCCGCAGUUGCAUGGCCACGCAUCCAAAGCCAAGGAGGGCCAACGCCAGAAUAAUCAAAAAGGGGCCAAGGGAGCGGACGCUGUGGCCGAACUCUCUCGUUCCUGCAUUGGGGCUGCAACCUACAUGGCUCAGAUGUGCCGGGAAGCCGUCGAUGCCGGCGUCUUCAUGGGCAACAUGUGUAUUAUCAAAGCAUGGAUAUUCGCAGCAGGCUUGGUGCUGGGAUUCGCCUUGUUAGUGGAUGAUUCCUCUGAUACCGGGGCCCGAGAGGCGUUCCGUGGGUCCCAGCACGUCCUCUCUAUCCUCGGUCGGCUCAGCGCGCAGGCACGGCAGUACCACAGGAUCCUCUCUGCUUUUUCCGACGCUAUCGACAACUAUAAGCGACAAAUUCGGCGGGAACGGAACGGGUCGGGAGUCCCUUAUGUCGAGCAGAUAUUGUCCUAUGAUUUUGCGUCUGCUGCGAGUGCACAGAGACUGGACAAUGGAGUCUCCGACGGAUACAACGAAACGAGCGCAACUGGUGUUGAUACGGGGCAGGGCCAGCCAAAAAUUCCCCUUGGCGGAGGCACGGGUCUGUCGCAGCUCCCAACGCCGGACUUCAAUGCGGACGACAACCCUACCGGCGAGGUGGGGCUCUGGGAUGGAAGUGACUCCCUCAGCAUUACUAUGUCUGAGUUCCUACCAGACCAGUGGUCAUCACCGGCAGACAAUGAGCUGAUGCUGCGAAUUCUUUGGGACGGAUACACGAUGAGUUUUGAUGAUCCUUUACAGCAAGUUGGUGCUCCGGGGAACACUGCCGUCUGA